Messenger RNA from Thyridium curvatum, 4122 nucleotides. RefSeq lists its product as uncharacterized. The coding region runs from base 1 to 4122 and encodes 1373 amino acids. Lineage: Eukaryota; Fungi; Ascomycota; Sordariomycetes; Thyridiales; Thyridiaceae. The record is from RefSeq and is a predicted model, not a curated record. The transcript has 8 exons. Gene Ontology annotation, biological process: peptidyl-threonine phosphorylation; peptidyl-serine phosphorylation. Gene Ontology annotation, molecular function: ATP binding; protein serine/threonine kinase activity.
AUGAUGGAAAAACGCGUCAGAAGUGCAAUGGAAUCUUCACAAGAGACCUGGAAUCAGACCCAGGAAGCGGCAGAGAGUGCGUUUGUUGAGUCUUUGAGGAUACUCACCAUGCUUGUGGAAUACUGCACGGAGUCUCUCGGGAAGUAUAUCGAGUCACUCGAGUCUCGGGCAGCAACCUUGACAAAGAAAGUGAGGGUCUUGUCUGUUGAUGAUGUAGUCACCCAGAUCCCUCUGAUUAGGGAGAAGGUUCUCGAAAACCAGAACGGACCAAGUUCAAGACGGGGCACAGGCAUCUCACAAAACCCAGCUCAACACUCGCCCUUACAGACAUUAAAGCGAAGAUUCAGCAGCUUUUCUCAGAGUUUCCGAAUUAGAAAUGAUACACAGCCGGUACAACAACCAAAGCCAGAGGCGACCAGGAUCAGAGAUGUGAAGCUUGAGGAUAUUUUCACUUAUGAAGAACUCAAAAAGCUCCAUGCAUUGGCUUCAGACGUAGAGAAAACAACGAUGGUCUUCGAGCAAAACAAAAGGGUCCUGUCAGAGCUAACAUCAACCUACAAGGACUUGAUAUGUUCCAAUGGUUUGAAGAAACACCUUGACCUAGCAAGCUGCGAGCAAGAGGUCCUGUACUUCUUCCAGCAAGUCCGGAACGUUACAAGCGAUUUAGAAAACUACACCUCGAGAGUGCUCACAUUGCUUCACAAAUUGGAGAAAGACGAGAACAUGUUCAACGGCAUCCUGCAGUACCAAAGUAUGCAAACGGGCGAAUACUUUGCUGCAUCGGCCCAGAAGUCUGCGCGCGAAAUGGAAGCGUGGACGGAGAGGAUGCACGAACUUGCGAUUGACACCAAAAAGGAGACGGUUUCCAUGCAUGCAAUCACGAUUCUGACAUUGGUCUUCUUGCCCCCCACUUUCGUUGCAGUGAGAUACUACGGCAUGCCCUUUCUGCGCCGACUGGACAUGUCUGUUCUGACAAAAAGCCAGGCAUUCUUCAGCAGCAACAUCCUUGACUUCAAAGACAGUAAGGGCGGUUGGAACGAGUGGACCACAAACACCUCUGGACUGAAGCUCUUCUUCGUUAUCUGCAUCCCCAUGACGGUUGUCACUUUGACGAGCUGGCUGCUGUGGUCCAGGGCUGCCAAGCAACGUCGAGGGCGAGGUGAUCCGGAGCAAGCUACCGCCCUGUCCAGGGAUAAUUCUAAGAAAACCGCAUCGUGGCAGGCACCAGUCGUCGCACCACUUAGUUUCAAGGUUCUGCGAGCCAACCACAUGAGAGGUGAUAGAAGGCAGGCACUGCGGCGGCACGUCAAUAUCGAAGAUCUGCAUUUGAUGAACGGCCUUAGCGGCCAGGAUGCAAUUCAGCAAGCCGGAAUCAGCGUCGGUUUCCACCUUCCAGUGGACCCUCAUCUCGCACGAGCAACCAAAUCAUCUCGGGAUAUGGCGACGCAGGCCAUGCAGGCGAGUCUGGACGUGCAGUCGUCAACAUCAACGGUAAAAUUCAUCAAUUACGUCGACAGUCAUUCUCGCAACUAUCCCGGCAUCAAUGGUCUAGGUCAACAAUGCCGCUACAUCCCCUACGUUCUGCUCAGGAAGUACUGGACCCGAAACGAGAUUAGCAAAGUGUUGCAAAAGCACGGGAUAUCAGUGGAGACAACAGUUGUCGAGGAGGACAUCGCGCUCUUCUCCAUGCUUGUCUACAAGCAAGUGGUCGCCUAUUACCACCAACUUGUCGCACAUAACAUUCGUGAACACUACUUUCCGUUCUCAUCACCUGUCCUACCAGCUCCUUUUGAUACGAAAGGACACAGCGACUUCUGCAAUAUGCUGAGGAGUAGUCAGUGGCUGUUCUUUCCAGUGCGCCCGAAUCACGACACCUUUUCCGACACCGAGCUCCAGCCCCAAAAGAUAUGGCCUUUCGAAGGAGGUUCGAAGCGGCUGUUGAAAGAGAACAAAAAUGAAGGCACCAAGAUCUUCAGGGUCACGGUUGAUCCAGACAGUUAUGAUCCUUGCAAUGCAAACGGUAUUCCCCGUCAUAUGGUGAUCAAAACCUACACGAAACGGUCCUACUACCUGAAUGAACGAAAGCUCUUCAUACUAUUGAAAGAGCAGAACAAGACCAACGAACAUAUAAUUGGGUACUACGGGUCGUUCCAACAGAAUGACACGUACAAUCUUAUGCUGGAAUUGGCCAAUUUUCACAGCCUGGCCGACUACCUGGCUAAGGUUCGUCGACCUGCCAACCUGGCUGAGAUUCAACUGUUCUGGGUCAGCAUGUCUGGCCUUUUGAUUGGUCUACAAGGGGUCCAUCAGAUCAGCAUUUCUGAUGGCAACCACGAAGAAAGCAAAUAUAGCGGUGCCCACGAAGACAUCAAACCCGACAACAUCCUGCUUAGCAAGAAAUCAUCAGCUUCAGACUAUGAAUUCAUUGCCAAGCUGGCCGACUUCGGAUUGAGUGAUGUUCAGCUUGUUGAAGCCCAUGAUGGCACGCAAAUGAUUCGAGAUCUUCACGGCAACCAGUACUGGAGUGCCCCUGAAGCAAGCCAUCAUCGCGCAUUCCACACUGAUGAUAGGUGGUACACUCACAAAGCCGACAUCUUUUCUCUGGGGUGUAUCUUCAGCGUGUGCGCUGUGUGGCUAGCAUUCGGCAAUGAUGGAAUACGAGAGUACCACGACCUCCGAGUCCAUGGCCAAUCAGACCUUGACCCUGGAAAGAAAGGUCUCAGAGGUUGCUUCCACAACGGUGUGGACCGUCUUCCAGCAGUGGGCCAGAUGCACGAUCGAGUUAUUGCUUACUGUAACUCGUUCAACGACACCAUCACCCCGCGUCUUUUGCAAGUUGUAGAGGAGGAUAUGCUCGUCGACAAGAGAAAGCGGGACGACCCUAAGUCUAUCUACGAGAAAUUUUACAACAUCUUCCAUCUUUCCACGCCACCUUCUGACAACACGCUGCCGCCUGUCACCAGACCCGUUCCCCAUCUGUCACUUGAUACCGGAGGCUCUCUGUCGGCUGACCUGCCCAUCGAUGGGUACCCUCGUCGGCAGAGUGCUCCUUGUAUGGAGCUUCCGUUCAGGUCGAUCCAUUCGACAGGUGCCACAGACCAACCUUCAUCUGCACAACAGGCCGGGCCAUACCCAAGCCCUUCGUCAAUAACCUUACUACCGGUGGCGCCAUCAACGCCGAGAAUACAAGUUACCCCAAGUGAAUCCUUCUCAUUCCCAGAUCGCAACCCCCAAGCCCCAAUGUCCAUGCCGGAACAAACUUCUCCGCAGAGGAGAUUCUUCGAGGUCUCCUCUCCAACCGAAAGAGCACGUCGGCCGUCAGUGGAGAGGACCCCUUCCAAUAUUACUGUUAGGCAGGCUAGGGAUUGGAUCAAAGCAAAGAAAAGCCGCGGGCAGCUGUCGGUCAACUCGGACACUGACAGAGCGGUUCACAAGAUCUUCGAGACGGUAUCACAUCGAAAUUACCUCUUCUUCAUCGAUGACACCGAGACCAUGUGCCAGUACAAAGCCGAGGUCGAUCAUCUAUUCUACACCCUCGCGCACAUCGCCAAGCGCAUGGACCCAGAGGGUGGAGUUGAGCUUGCGUUCGCCUCCGACUUUGGCAAAGGUGCGCCUCCACGUGUCUACGAAGAAAAGCACGCCACACCUCUACUCCGGGCUUUACUGAAGUGCAACUACGAUCAGGAUGUGGAAUACACAGAAAGAAGCAUGGGUUGUUUGGUCCAGAGAAUACUUCUCAAGCUCAACGGCGACGGUAGUCGACGCGCCUCUUGGCUCUCAAGCUCCAAGAAGCAUCCGAUCAGCAUCUUCAUCUUCACCGACGGAUGCUGGGAUCUGACAAAUGUAGAGCCAAAGGCAGCUGGGGUGGAGGACCCGUUUAUAAGGCUCGUGAAGGCGGUGAAGGACAGCCCCUUCGGUCGCGACCAUGUCAUGGUGCAAUUCAUACGAUUUGGCGACGAUGAGCAUGGCAAGCGUCGUCUCGAGUACCUUGAUGACCUGGGAAAGGGGGCACCUUACGAGUGUGAUAUCAUUGACACCAAGCCCGCAACUGGGUACAUCAACAGCAUGUUCACCGGCAGCAUCACUCGAGCCAACGACAGAGUUGGAGAGAGUGAAAGAUGA